GGGAAGGGGCGAGGGACCUUUCUAAUACCACCCUUGGAGACACAUCCUCUCGAUCUUCGGAUUAACCUUGGGGAACCAGGGAUGGGAGGGACACUUUCAGUCCUCCUCUACUCCUAGAGAGGGAAGUGCGGGGAGCCAAGGGCGGAGCCGGGCGAACUCCUGGAUACCGCCCCCCUGGAGCACGCCCCGCCCCUGGCAGCACGUCCCGCCCCCUCCGCGGGACCCGACUGGGCUGCGCGCACUGCCCAGCCGGGGCCCGGGAGCCUCCAGGCGGAGAGGCUCCCACCCGCCCUGAGCCGCGACCUCCGCAUGGAGUGGCCGCUCGCUCUGUCAUCGGGGUCGGAGCCGCUCUCGCCGCCGGUGCUUGGAGGCGCAGACGCCGCUGUUCUGGAGCCCGGAGUCCGGCAGCACUCGGGACACGAGACAGCAGCGCAGCGGUACAGUGCCCGCCUGCUGCAGGCCGGCUACGAGCCCGAGAGAACUAUCUUCACUAGUCUUACUGGCAGGAGUAGAUGUCCAGAUGGGUGGCCUCUGCAGGGCCAGGUGAGGACACUGUCCCCUCCUCACCAUGCACUGAGGUCAGAAGAGGCUGCCCGGGCAGCUCAUCUCAAGCUCUCUCUGAAGACCCAGGUCCCCAUACUGGGCAGCAUGGCGGACUACCUAAUCAGCGGCGGCACCGGCUACGUGCCCGAGGAUGGGCUCACCGCGCAGCAGCUCUUCGCCAACGCCGACGGUCUCACCUACAACGACUUCCUGAUUCUCCCAGGAUUCAUAGACUUCAUAGCUGAUGAGGUGGACCUGACUUCAGCCCUGACUCGGAAGGUCACGCUGAAGACACCAUUGAUCUCCUCUCCCAUGGACACUGUGACAGAGGCCGACAUGGCCAUCGCGAUGGCUCUGAUGGGAGGUAUCGGUUUCAUUCACCACAACUGCACCCCAGAGUUCCAGGCCAAUGAGGUUCGGAAGGUCAAGAAGUUUGAACAGGGUUUCAUCACAGACCCUGUGGUGCUGAGCCCCUCGCACACGGUGGGCGAUGUGCUGGAGGCCAAGUUUCGCCAUGGUUUCUCUGGCAUCCCCAUCACUGAAACAGGCACAAUGGGCAGCAAGCUUGUGGGCAUUGUCACCUCUCGAGACAUCGACUUCCUUGCUGAGAAGGACCACACCACUCUCCUUCGUGAGGUGAUGACGCCGAGGAUUGAGCUGGUGGUGGCUCCAGCAGGUGUGACGUUGAAAGAGGCAAAUGAGAUCCUGCAGCGUAGCAAGAAAGGGAAGCUGCCUAUUGUUAAUGACCGUGAUGAGCUAGUGGCCAUAAUUGCCCGUACAGACCUGAAGAAGAACCGAGACUACCCUCUGGCCUCCAAGGAUUCCCACAAACAACUGUUGUGCGGGGCAGCCGUGGGCACCCGCGAGGAUGACAAGUACCGCCUGGACCUGCUCACUCAGGCUGGUGCCGAUGUCAUAGUGCUGGACUCAUCCCAAGGAAACUCAGUGUAUCAGAUAGCCAUGGUGCACUACAUCAAGCAGAAGUACCCCCACCUCCAGGUGAUUGGGGGGAAUGUGGUGACAGCAGCCCAGGCCAAGAACCUGAUUGAUGCGGGUGUGGACGGGCUGCGUGUGGGCAUGGGCUGCGGAUCCAUCUGCAUCACCCAAGAAGUGAUGGCCUGUGGCCGGCCCCAGGGUACUGCGGUGUACAAGGUGGCCGAAUAUGCUAGGCGCUUUGGUGUGCCCGUCAUAGCCGAUGGCGGCAUCCAGACCGUGGGGCACGUGGUCAAGGCCCUGGCCCUUGGAGCCUCCACAGUGAUGAUGGGCUCCCUGCUGGCUGCCACCACGGAGGCCCCUGGCGAGUACUUCUUCUCAGACGGGGUGAGGCUCAAGAAGUACCGGGGCAUGGGCUCACUGGACGCCAUGGAGAAGAGCAGUAGCAGCCAGAAGCGAUACUUCAGUGAGGGGGAUAAGGUGAAGAUUGCACAGGGCGUGUCAGGCUCCAUCCAGGACAAAGGCUCCAUUCAGAAGUUCGUGCCCUACCUCAUAGCGGGCAUCCAACAUGGCUGCCAGGACAUUGGGGCCCGCAGCUUGUCUGUCCUGCGGUCCAUGAUGUACUCAGGAGAGCUCAAGUUUGAGAAGCGGACCAUGUCGGCCCAGAUUGAGGGUGGCGUCCAUGGCCUGCACUCUUAUGAGAAGCGGCUGUACUGAGGACAGUGGCGGAGGCCGAGGUGGUGGAGCAGAUGCAGCCCUGGGUCCCCCUUUGGGCACAGCCUCCCUCCAUAACUGAGUGGUCCACAGAUUUGCACUACGGGUUCCCCAGUUCCUUUCCAGGGAGAGAGGAGGGGAGUCCUUGAGGGGUCUGCAGCCCCUCCCUGGGCAUCCCCUACAGAGUCAGGACUGCUCCCUGGGCCAGGCUGCCCUAGGAGUCCCUGGGUUCUCCCUUCCUCAGCCCCCUGAGCCCAGCCAGCCCGGGCUCUCCGGCCCUGCGCCUGCCUCAGGUCUUUCUUGCUGCAGCCUGCUCCGGCCUGGCUCCUGCCCUGGGGCAGGUGGCCCCUCCUGGCUUUUGUAGGGCACCUCCUCCCUAGCCCCACCCCAGGAAAUGGUGCUCUCCUGGCCCUGCCUCUGGCCCUUCCCAGGCUGCUGCCCCCUCAGCCAUGUGGCACUUCUGGGCUCCUGACCUAGACCAGGGGGAAGGUUUCUGCCCCCUUUCCCUGUCCCUGGGCUACCCUUGGGUCCUGCUCCUCAGGCCACUCCCCCGACCCUGGCCCCAGGAGGAGGCUGCCCUCAUAAUGGCCGCCUGCCCAUCAUUCCUGACUCACCACCAUCCCCAGGCGCACCAUUCCUGCCCUCUCCUCAGCUGCAGUUGAAGGCUUUAACUUUGCACACUUUGGGGUCACAGUUGCAUCAUUGUAUAUUAAAUCUGAAUAAAUCAAGCAGGUCUCAACACCUC
Nycticebus coucang (slow loris) is the source of this 2935-nucleotide messenger RNA. It is a transcript of the gene IMPDH1, whose product is annotated as inosine monophosphate dehydrogenase 1. The transcript has 16 exons. Gene Ontology annotation, biological process: GTP biosynthetic process. Gene Ontology annotation, molecular function: IMP dehydrogenase activity. The record is from RefSeq and is a predicted model, not a curated record. The coding region runs from base 310 to 2193 and encodes 627 amino acids. Lineage: Eukaryota; Metazoa; Chordata; Mammalia; Primates; Lorisidae. Gene Ontology annotation, cellular component: cytoplasm.